UCUAGUCUCUCUCCACAAUGAAAGGCGAAAAACAACGCCAGCUAAUGGCAAAUCCUCCUCCUAGGUUAAUCAACCUUAAACUAUACCUACAAACCAUAAUUCUAUAUUUCUUCUUAUUUGGAUCUGGUAUAUCAAUCGGUAUUUCAUUAACUUUCUACAUCAAACAAUUCCCAUUUCUUUUUUUUCUUCCCAAACAAUUCAUCUUUAACCAAAACCUUCUCUCUCCUCCUCCUCACCAACCGCCGCCGCCACCACCGCCGCCGACCACCACCACCAUCGUCCUUUGCAACAAUGAAGAAACCAAAAAAGUUAAAUACCCAAAUCAAUCUCUUCUCGCAAAGUCUCUAUUAUCACCUCCUACAUUACAAAUCCACCAAGAAAAGGAUAUUCAUACAAGAAAAGGGUUAAGGGAUUAUUUAGAAAUGGAAAAUACAAUGCAUGAUAUGGAAGACAAUGAGUUGUUAUGGAGGGCUUCUAUGGUUCCGAAAAUUCGGAAGUUUCCUUUCCAGAAUGUUCCAAAGGUUGCGUUUAUGUUUCUAACCAAAGGUUCUAUGCCGUUGGCGCCUCUUUGGGAAAGAUUUUUUCGAGGAAAUCAAGGGUUGUAUUCCAUUUAUGUUCAUUCUUUGCCUUCUUUCAAUGGAAAUGUAUCCGAGGUUUCUGUUUUUCAAGGAAGGAGAAUACCAAGCAAGGAGGCGGAGUGGGGGAAGGCUAAUAUGAUUGAGGCGGAGCGUCGCCUCCUAGCCAAUGCAUUGCUCGACUUUAGGAACGAGCGUUUUGUCCUCUUAUCGGAAUCAUGCAUACCUCUCCAUAAUUUCACAUCCAUUUACAACUACCUCAUUAAUACCAACCAAACCUUUGUGGAAUCCUAUGACCAACCUGGGCCAGUUGGACGUGGUAGGUACAACAAGAAGAUGAGUUCGACGAUCAAACUUGAUCAAUGGAAAAAAGGAUCCCAAUGGUUUAGCUUAAACCGAAACUUAGCCAUCGAGGUGGUUUCUGAUCAGAAGUAUUUCCCGAUCUUCCAAAAGUAUUGUCACCCUCCAUGUUACUCGGAUGAGCAUUACUUGCCAACUUUCGUGGGUAUAAAGUUCUCAAAGAAGAACUACAAUCGAACAUUGACUUGGGUAGAUUGGGCUAGAGGUGGACCUCAUCCGACUAGGUUUUAUAGGACGGAGGUUACGCCAGAUUUGUUGGUAGGGAUGAGGAAUGGUGGGGUUUGUGAGUACAAUGGGAAAACCACUAGAAUGUGUUAUUUGUUUGGUAGGAAGUUCUUGCCUAAUACCUUGGAAAGACUACUUAAGUUUGCUCCCAAGGCAAUGCAAUUCUAGUGUUAAUGAUUU
This is a messenger RNA of Impatiens glandulifera, 1340 nucleotides long. RefSeq names its product glycosyltransferase BC10-like. NCBI's taxonomy places the organism in Eukaryota, Viridiplantae, Streptophyta, Magnoliopsida, Ericales, Balsaminaceae. Gene Ontology annotation, molecular function: glycosyltransferase activity. The record is from RefSeq and is a predicted model, not a curated record. The coding region runs from base 18 to 1328 and encodes 436 amino acids. Gene Ontology annotation, cellular component: membrane. The transcript has 2 exons.